AUGGCGGAAGAUACACGGGAAUCGAACCUUCCGGUCGCAGAGUUGACGCAGAGCAACAACCCACAAGAACCAUCGCAGCGGAAGCCGAAAUAUGAAGCACCGAAGUCGCAAGUCGGAAAGCUAUGGGACGCAUUCGGGAACCCCGAGGAUCAGGCCAAUAUGUUGCCAGGAACAGUAUCCAAUUCCAAGAAGGAGGAAGCUACGGUCACGGAAGCUAUGAAGUCACUAUCCACCAAAGACCUGACGACAUUCUACAAGAUGCCUUGCGCGCGCGAUGCUUUGAUGUUGGGAAUUGGUGUGGCGUUUGGCGUGGGGGGUAUCAGGGCUAUUCUGGGAGGUAUGCGUUCAUUAUGGACUGCCUCUAACUGGGCUGUCGGCACCUUCGCUAUCACUUCGUUAGGAUCGCACGAGUUCUGCCAACGGCGGCGUGUUCAGGAAUUGGAUGGCAUGAAGCAAGCAGUCGAAUUGAUGCACCAACUUAAGGUCAAGAAACAACGGGAGAAAGAGCAGAAGCUUGAGGAAGCCGCACAUUUGGCGGAAGAAAAACGACGCAAGAGCUGGACCAACCCAUCGAACUACAAAUUUUGGUAG
Molecule: messenger RNA, 591 nt
Organism: Aspergillus ruber CBS 135680
Lineage: Eukaryota; Fungi; Ascomycota; Eurotiomycetes; Eurotiales; Aspergillaceae
Product: COX20 family protein
Exons: 2
Coding region: 1-591 (196 amino acids)
Biological process (GO): mitochondrial respiratory chain complex IV assembly
Cellular component (GO): mitochondrion; mitochondrial inner membrane
Source: RefSeq, a predicted model, not a curated record